Messenger RNA from Drosophila bipectinata, 2384 nucleotides. Its product is annotated as gametogenetin-binding protein 2-like. NCBI's taxonomy places the organism in Eukaryota, Metazoa, Arthropoda, Insecta, Diptera, Drosophilidae. Gene Ontology annotation, cellular component: cytoplasm; nucleus. The record is from RefSeq and is a predicted model, not a curated record.
GUUUUGACAACUCUAGACCGACCGUGUUUGACGUGUUUUGUGUCAUAGAAAAUUGAUUAUAGUUGAUUUUUCGACACUCUAGCCAGGAUAUAUUUGUCUAUAUUAUUUGUUGAACCGUGUAGCGCUGUGUUCCCGUUGAUCCCCCGUUUUCCCCGCCCCCGGACCUUUGGAGAAAAGUGUGUCGUAAAGUGCCUGAAAUUUGGAUUGAAUUCGUCGUGAAAGAAUCAUGGCGAGACUUACUAAAGUCUUCAACACGGAUGAUGAUGAAUCCGUGGACGUUGGCCGUAGGAAUUUGCCGCUUGUGGCAGGCGAUAAAUUAAUGAUGCUUAUGGACCUGAACAGCAAAGGCCUGGUGAUCGACAGCCCCGCCAUCCGAGGCAGAGAUCUGGAGGAGUUCUCGCGCAAGUUCAAACUGCUGACAGAAGCCGAGCGGCGUCAAUCGCUAGAGAUCGACUGCCCCAGCUUCAUGGCUGUCCUGAAUCAGUGCGUGCAGUGUGUCGGCUGUCGGCGGCGAGUGGAAAGGCUUUUCCAUCAGUUGACGGAGUCGGGGCAUCGCACACUGGAUCCGCUGGAGCUGCGACCUACCGCCACGUUGAGCAUAGUAGAGGAGAAACUAAAGACUCCGCAGGCACUGGGAACGCUGCUCUAUCGGCAUCACGAAGUCCUGAAUAACCUGCUGGACAACAAACUACGGAAUAAAACGCGCUGUGUCCUUCACUCUCUGGAUGCCUUUCGGGCCAAGCCCUUUUCGGAGACGUGGCGCGAGGUGUGGUCCGCCAUGAAGAGUAACUGCCGCAACGAGCUAACCAUCAUCGAGACCAAGGAGCUUCACGACGUGCUAGAGAACUACCUCAAGAAGCACAAGUUCUGCUCAGGAUGCCGAACAAAGAUUGAACGCGCCUACAAAAUACUCAUUGGCGAAAUCUCGGCCAAGGAGAAGGGAUAUGCGGCGCAGCUGUACGCCCAUAUCCGCAAAUGCGUGCCUGACCAGCAUAUCCAUGUUAGCACUAGCAAAAUCGAGUUCCUGGACGCGUUAAUAAAGAGAGCCGAGCCGGAGGUGAACGGAAGCUACUCGAAACUGCGCGAAAGGCAUGCCAAGACUCUGGAGAUCGCGCAAGAGGAGGUACUUACCUGUGUGGGUAUGAUCAUGUACGAACGGCUGCGACGCAUCUAUGUUAGCCUGCGGGAGGAGGAGCGCGCCUGUCAGGUGCUGGCCGCCGUAGGCGUCCACGCCCUCUGUCGCAGCUUCGACACGUUUGUGGAGCAGAAACAGGGCAUCAGCAACCUGGAGCUACUCUACCAAGAAAUUAGCCGGGCUGAGCGGGCAAAGCAGCUCAAGCGCGAGCAGAAGAAGCUCAAGAAGAAGAAGAAGAAGGACGAAAAGAAGAAUGCUCUGCACCGUCAGUGCGAGGAUGUCAACGAGGAGGAGGAGGACGAAGCGAACGAAUCUGAUGAGGAGACGGAGCUACAGGUAGAGAAGCUAGAUCAGGAUCAGGAUGAGGAGGAAGAAGAGCACGUGGAAGAGCAUUCUGAGGGAGCUGAGCAGCACGUCGAUGAUGGUAUUGUCAUAGAGGAGGCUCCUCCCACGGCCAAGCCAACGAAAUCGAAACCGAAGAAGCAAGCGAAGAAAAAGAAGUCGAAAGCUACAAAGAAGCCUGGAAACAAAAACUUGAAACUGGGACGAAACCUGAACGACGAUCACGAUCACCUGGACGUGGCCAGUUGCAUCUCGUCGAGCGUCGCCAAGGCAAAUGAAGCUGGUGACAACUGCGAUGCGUGCCUGGCCCCCUUGCCCAACUGCCCGUGCGAGCAGGAUGUUCGCGACUCGGGGUACGGUAGCGAUCCUACCUCGCACAUCAACUCGCGCACCUCCAGCGCUGUUUCGUCGCCCGAGGGAUCAGAGGUCUCGUGCUCUGACGGGUUCUGUAACCACGACGACGAGGAACAGCCACACGGUUCGGAAGCUGUUUCCGACAGCUAUGAUUCCGAGUUGCUGCUUUACGGAGACCAGUCGCAGUUGGAACACAAUUUUUCAUUGUUGCAGAUGUGGGACGACUUCAAUGACUACGACGACAAAGAGGAUGAGAGCUAUUACAUUCCCCAGGAGGUGGUCCUAGCCUUUAAGUGCCACCGCGAACAGGUGCAGCGCCAGCGGGAGCAGCUCCGCGCCACCCUUCGCGCCAACUUCGAGCGCAUGUGCCUGCAACGCGGAGUCCCGGCUUCUAAGCUGGCUGCCCCCGCCACGGCUGGCCUUUAAACGCAUUAAACCGUUGUAGUUAUUCAGUCGAGCGUGGCGAUUUUUAUAAAAAUACGCCCGCAUGCAUUCAAAGUACAUAUAAUUUUUUGUUUUUGAAAUAAAUGAAGUAUACAAGUUACAACUUAAA